AUGGAUGCAGGAGGUGCCGGUGGUGAUGAAGGGCCCCCGGGGGCGCUGUGGGCGAGUACUGUACUGCCGCCUACUUGUAGUGUUGGACCGACGCCCCAACGCGCCCUGAUUGGCAGCUGGUCUCCAGCGAUUCCCGGCUCCGCUCUCAGCCUUGGCGGGCGCAUGGACAAGGCUUCGGCGACUCCAACCUGGAUGAAGCUCUCCGCCAUCCUCGACGAGCGCUCCGUUGCCAGUCCCCCGCGAUACACAGACCAUGACGCCAUCUGGGAGGAUAUAGACAAUCGCCCGGGACCCUACAAGAUGGUUGUCCAGCAACAUGUGCUCAACUGGCUGUACAGUGUCCUGACAAGUGAGUAUCACGAUGUCCAGCGAACGUACAACGACGUAGCGCAGGCGCUGUCGCAGUACCCGUCGCUGUCGCCGCGGACAGACGUCCACACCUUCGACAAUGGCGUCUCCGCCCUCCUCGUCCACCUCUCCGGCACCUUGCCCGUCGUGUUCCGAGGCACCACGUACCGCUUUCCCAUCUCCAUCUGGGUGCCUCACGCAUACCCUCGAGAGGCGCCGUUGGCCUAUGUCAACCCGACCGAGUCCAUGAUGAUACGCCCCGGCCAACACAUCGAUCCCCAGGGCCGCAUAUAUCACCCGUACCUGGUGGGCUGGGCCGAAUACUGGGAUAAAUCAUCCAUGCUGGAUUUCCUGGCCAUCUUGCGCGAUGUCUUCGCCAAAGAACCGCCCGUGAUAGCGCGCCAGCAGCAGCAGCCAAGACCGCCGCCACAGCAGCAGGCUACGCCCUCUGCGACACCUCCGCCCAUACCUCCUCUACCGCAUGAGCUCUCCCGGACGCCUGCGCAGACCCAUACACCUCAUUCAGCAGACGGCCUGCCGCCUCCCCCACCACCGAAGGGUAGUGACGCGCCCCAGGUCGUCCCGGGCCAAGCCAUCAACGCCAACAGCGGGCCUCCUCUGCCGCCGCUCCCACCCGGCAUCCACAGACCGCAGAGCCAAUACGGAUCUCAACAGCCCCAACAAGCCCACAGGUUGUCGAGAUACGAGACGGCGCCCCCUCUCCCGCCGCAGGUAACGGGCCAGCAGCAGGCACAUCCGCAGCCUGUGCAAGCCUACCAACAAGCUCCAUCGCCCGCUCCGCAACACCAACACCAGACCUCGUACGCGCAAGGGAACACGCAAGCUGGCUACCCACCGCAGGGGCCCCGUCAGGCAGCUGCUGUCUCACCAACUGGCCCUUACAAUGACCCCAGAGCUUCAUAUGCAGGGCCUCCACCCAAUUGGCAACAACAGCAGCCGCCUGCACAACAACCUACGGUGCAGCAGCAGCCUUUUCAGCAACCACCAGCACCACCGCAGUCCAAGCCACCGCCCCCUCCAGACAUUAUGGAUGAACCACUUACACUUUCUCUGCCAUCCCCAUCCAAUCUACCGCCACCUCCCAUCCCGCCAAACCCCGAGAAAGAUGCACUGCUGCGCCAAUUGGGCAUGACACUCCAUCAGCAUCGUCUGCGGGCCCGGCAACAGAAUGAGUCGUCGCUGGCCGGCUUGAUUGCCCAGCGGAACGCAAUGCUGACGGCGUUACAAAACAUCCAGUCAGAUACCAACUCGCUGGGCUCUCUAUCGACCGUGCUAAGCUCAAACACCUCCGACCUGCAAUCGUCGCUCAAGGAAGCCGAUGCUGUCAUUAUCAACAGCAGAAAACAGGCGCCACCCGGUAUCGACGAACUCCUGGUCGCCCCCACCGUAGUUGGCAAUCAGCUGUACGAUGUAGUGGCCGAGGAGCGAGCCCUGGGUGAUGCAAUCUUCAUCCUUGGGCGGGCUGUGGAAAGGGGCCGCAUCACGCCAGCCGCCUUCGCCAAGACUACUCGCAGCCUGGCUCGCGAAUGGUACCUUAAGAAGGCUCUGGCGAAGAAGAUCGGGCGUGGCAUGGGCCUGGUGUCCUGA
Messenger RNA from Neoarthrinium moseri, 1956 nucleotides. RefSeq lists its product as uncharacterized. Gene Ontology annotation, cellular component: ESCRT I complex. Gene Ontology annotation, molecular function: ubiquitin binding. Gene Ontology annotation, biological process: protein transport; protein modification process; endosome to lysosome transport. Lineage: Eukaryota; Fungi; Ascomycota; Sordariomycetes; Amphisphaeriales; Apiosporaceae. The record is from RefSeq and is a predicted model, not a curated record. The transcript is spliced from 4 exons. Bases 1 to 1956 code for a protein of 651 amino acids.